UCGGUGGAUGGUUUGGAUAUAUUCAGCCAUGGGGUUGGUUUUCCGAUACCAUUGCAGUCUUCCACAAGUGCCAGUCAUGAUUUAGGGGGUGGUUCUCUAGAGGGGAGACAGCAAGGACUUGUUCAGUCGCUUGACAAUGGUCCGAUAUCCCAAGGUUUGUUCACAAUACAUUCUCUACUGGUGCUCUAGCUCUAACGUCUUCAGAUUGCCAACAUCUGCCGACUCCUCUGCCUCAACCCAGCACAUCGACUCCUUCCUCCAAUUCAACCGGCUCAACGUCCUCCAAGCCAAAGCCCUCCCGUGUAGAGAAACGCGAAAGCAAUACCCUCGCUUUGAGAAGGUGAAGCAGGAGCGAGAUGAGUUGCGGAUCCGGGUCUCGAAGUUGGAGGGAGAGACGGAGGCUCUCAGGGGUCUUGUGUGGAAGUAGAUCGGCUGCAAGCUAGUAUAGGUUAAUGGAUCGU
Messenger RNA from Aspergillus glaucus CBS 516.65, 461 nucleotides. Its product is annotated as bZIP transcription factor JlbA/IDI-4. The record is from RefSeq and is a predicted model, not a curated record. Lineage: Eukaryota; Fungi; Ascomycota; Eurotiomycetes; Eurotiales; Aspergillaceae. The coding region runs from base 137 to 427 and encodes 96 amino acids. The transcript is spliced from 2 exons.